UUGAUCACCCACUUUAAGUUAUCGGUUAUACUGCAGAAAGCGGUGCCAGAUUUUAAAACUCAUUACCCAUAAUUCAGUAUGCUUGAGUAGCUAUCAGCUUCACACAUUGCAAGAAGUAGUAUAACAAUAAUUUGGAUGGUAGUGGUCUAUAUAGGAUGUCCAGUUGAAAAAUAUUUCUUGUAGAUAAUUUUGUUGAUUUUGUACAACGCUUCAGCAAGUGUGGAAGAAUUCCAGUGUUUGAAUAGGGCUCCCACUGCCAGUAUGUUUUUGUUAUUUCAACAAUCAGUUAUAAUUUAAUUGUAGCUUGACAAUUAAAAAAAUUUUCAUUGCAACGUUGAUUUGGCUUCAAAGAGCUUCACAUUUUAAUCUUCUGUUCCCAAGGUUCUCUAGUUAAUCGUUAUUGAAAGAAAUGUUUAUACGAAGUCAACAAAUCGAAUAUGUCAGAUUGGAUAUUAUAACUUGAUGGCGGUAUUAUUACGUGGACCUGAACUUUGAGAUGUCGUCCUGUAACCUACACUCCUCUUCAGGUUGCAUCAAAUGCUAAAGUUUGAUUUAAUUGUCGCAGUUGAAUGAUUUAGCUUAUAACCUUAAAAAGUUCUAUAAAAAAAAAUCAAUAUUUGAUUUGCGAAGGCUACAAUGCAAACUUGAUAUUUACUUAGAGUUCAAAAUUGCACAAAAGAACUGAACAACAUGUUUCCAUAAACCAAUCAGAGAUGGACUUAUGUAGGCCUUGUCAAGAACCGAAGGAAUGCUGUCUUCUAUAGCAAAUUGACAUAUAAACCACAGAUCCUGUAGGAUCAAUCUUUAAACUUAAGUUCUAGCGGCAAAGCUAGUAGGUGACAUUGUUUGACAGGGCAAUGCUAGUAGGUGACAUUGUUUGACACUUCUAAAGGUACCAAAUGUUGCUGUCAUGGGAUUAAGGCAUCACAUGUCAGCCAGCCUGUAAACCUGCACGUUUGCAUCCCAUACAACAUUUGGAACAUUAAAAAAGUGAUUGUGGUUUUGUUAAGUAAGGAUUAAUGGACUGGCGACAUCAUAGGAGUACAUUUUUGACAGGUGUGUUUAUAACCUAUAUCACCUAUGGAAUAGUAGUCGAACUCCUGUCUGACCUUUCCAAUAAAUGUGGGAUGUAUUGUCAUGUAUACAGUACACCUCUACAUGAACAUUUUCCAAGAAGCAUUUUUCAAAUGUGCUGAUUGUUAAGGAGUGAAAAUUUCUUGUUUCCUACAGUAUUGUACAUUGGAGCCAUAUCAUAAGGACAGCUACAAAGGAGGCAGUUGAACAAAUUUUCCAUACUGAUUUCAAGACCAGGAAUAUUGUAUGAAGAAUUUUACAUGAUUACAUGUCAUUUUUACAUGAUUUGUAUUUGGAUCUUAUGGUUGCCAGGUAGCUCACUAUUUUGACUGUUACGGUUUACCUGUGUGCCCUUUGUACUGUACUUUUGGUUAUUUCAUAUUCUUUUGUGGGCUUAAUUUGGAUAUAUGAAAAGCCAAUGUCCUCGAUCUUUGAUAAAAGAGUAUUUAAAGAUUAAUAUUCAUGGAGGGAUACAUCCUAACUGGAAGUAAUACUGGUCGUAGUCGGAAAUAAUACAUAUAACAAACUUCAAUACAAUAGCAAAGGAGUUCUCUAUUAUUAGCGACAAAUUAUCCCGUUAUGGAGCAAUACUUCACAAGUAUGAAGAUCUCUUAAGAGCCUUCUUAAAUACAUCUGACACUUGAACGUGAAUAGCAUAUGUCCGUAAAACAGUUUAAUGGCGGUCAGAUUUGUAUUUAUUUCCAUCAGAAGGUAAUCCUGUUGGAUUGGAACUCAACAAAAAACAUAUUGAAUCAGGAAACAAUUACAAGAAAUAAGUUCAUAUAGUUCCUCAUUGGAGCUACUCGAUGUAGAACUGUGCGGUAGAGACAUUACUUAGAGCAGCGAUAAAUUAUGAAUAAAUUUCCAACAGUUACUGGUUACGAAAGCGACUCCAGUAACUCAAGUUCCGACACAGUAGUUGAGUGUGCGUCUGAUCACACUGAUGAUUUCAACGCAUCUGAUCACAGUAUCUCAGAUGCAUCUGAUUAUUGUGGCUUUGAAGAAUCUGAAAACAAGUUUGUGUCCAAGCAGGAUUUUAUUCCUAUUAAGGAAACAGCAAUAGAUACUGAAGAGUUAAAGAAUAAUCAGAGCUGUGAUGAUAAUAAUAAUAAAGUAGUCGGAUAUUUGGACUUAACGAUAACCGGUAGAAUAAGUCUGACUUCCUUGGAUUUAGAUCUUGUUUCCAAAUUUUUGGAAUUUCUUCAAGAUGGUCAGAUAGAAGCGCGCAUGUUUAUGGAUGAUAUUGGAGAAUCGUCAACGGAUACAUUUGAAGUCGGUACUGGCAAACUUAUGAGUAAACCUACAGCAGAUUUGAAAAAGGUAGAGAAAAACAAAGAACCAUUAACCCAACAACAACCAUCAAACAUGGAGUCAGGUGCCAAAUAUUUAUCCAUACCAGAGCAACAACGGCAUCUCCAGUAUUAUAACGCCAUUCCGGAACCUCAGGAACCAGUUGUUUCCAACUUCCAUAAUGGAAACUAUAGCUCUUCCGAGGACACGCUCUCAGUUGGGUCUGCUGGCUCCGAUUCUGUAGAGACUAUUCCAAUUAGAAUUCAAUUACCAGAACAAGAUAUACAGAAAUGCCUAUGUCUCAAACCAUCACAAACAGUGUGGUUUGCUAAGCAACACGUAAUUUCCAGUGUAUCCCAGGAUGUAAAGGACACAUUAAAUUAUGGAUUUUAUCAGCCACCAGCAAAUGGCAGAGCAGGAAAAUUCUUGGAUGAAGAGAGGCUACUUCGUGAUUAUCCAAUGAUGGGUCCUGUCGGCUACCUGGAGUUCAAAUACAAAAGACGUGUGUACAAGCAGUUGAAUCUAGAUGGAAAUCAAAUCAAGAAAUAUAAUGGACGCUCAUACCAAAAGAACAUGAUGGACUACAUUAAGAGCAACUCGCCUGACAAAGUCAAGAAGCUGAUCGAUAAAGGUCUUGACCCCAACUUCAUCGAUGAGAGUUCAGGAGAAACGCCGAUGACCCUUGCUGUGACAGUAAAUAAAUCUGAGGAAGUUAUAAAGAUGUUGUUGUUGGGGGGAUACCAUCAUGAUUUUCGCAACAGGGACGGUCUGACAGCUGUUCACAAGGCAGUUUUGAAGGCAAAUGCAAGAAUUAUAGAGGUGAUUUUGGAUCUAGGAGCAUCUCCCAACUACAAGGAUGAAAGAGGGCUAACCCCUCUUUAUUAUACAGCAAUGCACGGAGGUGACCCCCGUGUUGCUGAGAUUUUGCUAAAAGACAAAGCAACCGUUAAUAAUGUUGACAGUCAGGGAUGGUCUGAAAUUCAUCAGGCUUGUCGUUACGGUCGUGUUCAGCAUUUGGAGCACUUACUUUUCUACGGAGCUGACAUAGAUGCGCAGAAUGAGGCCGGAAAUACAGGACUGCACGUUGCUGCUCUCAAUAACCAUACGCCUGCAGCGCGUACGCUUCUUUUUCGGGGAUGCAAUAAACAACUGAAGAACAAGGCAAACCAGACGGCAUACCAAGCUGCUGUUAUUGGCAAUAAUACGCAGCUGGCUGCCAUUAUUCAGGAUCAUGCUGAGGAUGCAGUCGUGAUGCAUCGACGUCUUCCACAGUACACCAAUCGUAGACGAUGGACACAAAAUCAAGGUGCCCUGACCCGGGCUACAAGUGAGCCCCUUUUACAAGGUAGUUACUCUACCUUAGGUAGGAUGGGGCAUAGGUUUCCCCGCCAGUUAUCCUCCACCCCCCUCACAGAUUGUAUCAGCACUGCAUCCCUAGAUAUCUCAGAUGGUCCAAGGUCACUUCGAGCUUCUCCUGUGACAACGCACGCACCUCCGGCACAGAAUGGUGGUAUACGCUACGUUGCUAUUAAAAAUUACAAGGCCUUUGAAGCUGGGGAACUUACCCUUCAUAAAGGCGAUAUUGUAGAAGUGACAAAUAAAGAUGAUGAAAGUUAUUGGGAAGGAAAAGUAGGAAAUUCCUAUGGACUCUUUCCGGCAUAUUGCGUGGACAAGGUUGUAAUGCGAGGAAAGAAGGUGGAACCUGACACACUAUCGGACUGCAGCUCAACUUCUGGUGGUGCCAAUUAUGAACACAUUUUAAAGACUGUAACUAUAAAACGAGGAAAGAAAGGAUUCGGCUUUGUCCUGCGUGGUGCAAAGACACAAUCUAAAAAUUCUACUGAGCAGAUUUAUGAAAACAGUAAAAAUGAGAUGCGUUUUCAGCCUAGCUCUGAGAACCCAGCACUGCAGUACCUUGACUCAGUAGAUGAAGGGAGCAAUGCAGAGAAAGCUGGCUUGAAGCCGGGUGACUUUCUUCUAGAGAUAAACGGUGAAGAUGUCCGUCAAGCAGAGCAUCAGCGAGUGGUGUAUAUAGUCUCUAAAUGUCCAGACACUCUGCAGAUUAAAGUGGUGACUGUGGAGAAGACUAUCACACCACGAACACCUAGUUUAGAUUCACAUGGAUCAUCCAAAAGAAAAGCCCCACCACCACCUAUGAGGUCAUCCAAGACCAGACUAAGUUUUUAUGAUGAGGAUAAUAUUUCAAUUGCCAGUGAUGCAUCAUCAAAUAGUAGUCAAGGUAGUCAGAAGAUUGCAUCUAUACGAUCAAGACCGACCUCAAAGCGUGUGUCCUCACAACACCUCGAUCAGAUCCUACAACGCCAAGGCAGCAAAUCCUCGCUUUUGUCAGCUUCGUCAAAUCCUAACAAGCCAGUAAUUCCAGCUACUCCCAUAUUCCGUUAUGGCACAAUGGGAAGAAAUCCGAAAGGAACUGGAGAGGUAGUGGACAAUACACUACCUAGAAGAUCAUCAAAUGGCAGCGAUUCUGCUCACUCUUCUCUCAGAUCUUCCCCGGCAUCUUCAUAUUCCCUAGCUACCGAUUCUUCAUAUCAGAGUAGUACAGACAGUGGUGUGCCCAUGAAGAUGGAAAGAAGUGUGUCUGAACAUUUCACACAGUAUCAGUCGCAACCAAAUGCAAUCCCACAAAGAGCUCCCCCUGCAAUAAAUUCAAGGUCAAAAUCGAUGAUAAGCCUGGAAACAGCAUCUACGGCAAGUACACCAGAACCAAAAGCAAAGAAAACUGCGCCAAGUCCCUCUCCCGCAAGAGCUCUUGCUCUGCGUGAACAGAAGAAGCGUAACAACCAGACACCAUCCAACCCACCUCCCGUUUUUAAUCCAAAAACUCCCCCAAGUAAACAUAAAAGUGUUGCUAAAACACCCCCAGCUCCACCUCCUCCUCCUCCAGUUGAACCACCUCAGAAUAAUAAUACAGUGAAUGAAAUAGCAAAGCAGAAUAAGUUGACUCGAGAUAUAAAUUCAAAUGGAAGUUUGCCUGUGAAAAGGAAAAGCGAACCAAAUACAUUUGCCGCUUCCAUUGCUCGUGCCGCAGAAAAGAGGAAAGAACAGGAGAAUUUUUCGGAGUCACCUGUUCAGAUUGGCUCCAAUGCGCAACCAUCUCAUGCAGUACAGAUUGCUUUGGCUGCUCGUCAACGAAACAUGAAUCAAAAUAACCAAUUACCAAACCAAGAACCCUCACAAUCUGCUUCACUGCCUACCACUGGCUUGCAAGCAGAGAUUUUACAAAGAAAAGCCAAAUUUAAUUCAAAUGCUCAAAGCAAUGAAACAAUUGAGGAGAAGAUUAAGCGUCAAAAAGAGAACAAUGUACAUAGACCUAAAUCAACUCAUGAUGCAUUACUGGAAGCCAUUGCAAAAAGAAAGUCACGACUAGAUCAGAAAGAAAUGGAGGCUAAUAGUUCAGAAAGUCAGAGUCGUCAAAAUAGUUUUGAGGCUUGGAAUGAUCCUACUCCGACAAAACCAGUUAAAGUACCCCCAAGUGUACCUCCAAAGAGAAAUCCAAAUACAAAACUUUCUGAAAGUGAGGGAAGUCUAUCAAGAAAUGGAAGUCCACUACUGAACGCUAAUAGACAUGUGAAUGCUAAUAAAUUCGGACGCAAUGUCAACGAUCAAUCUAGUACCCCUAAGCAAAAUGGUAUGGAUAACACAGACUCAAGGAACCAGUCUUCACUGCCACCCCCUCCUCAGUUUAAUGCCACUCAGAGGGGCAACAAUGUGGAAAAUACUCCAAAUAAUUUUAGCUCAAUUUUAAAUCGUUUUCAGAAUAACAGCCCGACCGGGACACUUAAUGGGCAUUUGGCAAAUGACAUGAUAUGUGUACCUCCUCCACCAAGCAAUAGUGAGAACAUUAACCAAAUGGUACUGGAGAUUGUGCCUCCCCCACCCGCAAUGGACAUCAACAGCAGACCUCAAAGGCUUAGCCGCGACCAUGCUUUUGACACAGCUAGUGUGGUCUCAUCCGUGUCUUCUGUAUCAACUUUAUCCAAUUUAUCUAACGAACCAUGGGAUUCAUUCCAGACAAUUGGAGAAGAGGAUGACAAGGUUAGCAGUCUGCGCUCUGGAUCUGGUAACAGCCAAAAUUCAGGGUCUAAUAGAAUCAGCAAUGGACCAAUAUCAACUUCAUUCCAAGCUUCAAAUUCGUUCCAAGAUAAAGAAUUGAGUACCUGGCAACCAGAAGAUGUUGCUGAUUGGCUGAUAAGCCUUAAACUUGGAGAAUAUCGAGAGAGCUUCCUGGAAAAUGAAAUAUCAGGGGAGCAUCUAAUGGCACUUUCAAAGGAGGACUUUACUGAACUUGGUGUCACACGUAUAGGACAUCGGUUAACAAUUGAAAAACAUUUAAGGAAAUUACGAAGCACUUGAAAUAUUUGGAAAUUUUGUACAGUAUUUGGAAAGUCGAUCGGGAAUCUUUUUUGCAAGAGAGACAGUUGUCUCCAAAUCUGUAAUGGAAUUUAGCGAACCAUAAUGUUAUACUGGAAAAUUUUAUCUGGAUAUGUUUAUGGUUCUUAUAAACUGAAUUAAUAUUGACUUUUUGUUAUCUGCAAUAUGAGUGGUGGUCACAACUAAGAUUUUCAUGGAUUUUCAGUGGCGCUGCCAAAAUCAAUACUUUAUUGUGGCAACCGAAACUAUUAAGUAAUUAACUUUUUCGUAGGAAUUUUACGCGAGAAUAUAGUAUAGGAAGGUGACAAUAACACUACGCUGACCAAUUGAAUUUUAGAGCAAAUAAGCAAAUGCUUUCAAUGAUCAUCUGGCUUGAAUUGAUGUGAUAACAAUUGAGAUCAGUGCAGCAUGUCACAAAGCAUGGAAUUUAAUUCAUAUUUCAGAUAUAUAUCCUUGAUUCGUUAUUUACCAUCAACCAUACAAAUUUUCGAACAAUUAAAAAAACAAUUAUUAAUCUUCAGGCAAUUUACACCAAUUACAAGAACUACUGUAUAUGAAACAUAGGAACUAAUCCUACAAAUAUUUAUAUAUAGAUAUAUAAAAAUAAGAAUAUAUUAUGUAAAUUUGAUAAAUGCAUAAUUUGAAUAUAUUGAAAAAUUUGAAUAGCUAAUAAUGAAUUCAGCACUUUUUGAAUAUAAUUUUUUAGUUAUGUGUAAAGCAACAUAUUGUCACUUUCAUUUAAGAUGGAAUUGAUAGAUUCAAAAUUACUUUAUGUUUUGGAAUGUUUUUUUUUUUACAUAUAAUUUCGUGAAAAUGGGAAAUUGUAUUAUAGUUUGUAAUUGUUUACUGUGUGAUUGUGUUUGAUCAUCUCAUAGCGUAUUUUCUUUAGUAUUCAGAACACAUUUCCCGGAUAUAAUUUUAACUUUUUAGUAUUUUUUUUUUUUAAUCUGGGAUAGAUAUUCAUGUGCUUUUCAAUCCUGGCUUGUUUGAAUUUUAGAUUUUUGAUACCAAAGCUAAGAAAUUUAUUUAUGGUUACCAGAGGAAUAUAAAUUAGAAUAUAUUUACCGUGUGAUGAGAGGGAAAUAAUGAAAACAUUUGCAUACUGUACACAGAUCAGAUUUUAGGUUGACGCUGUUUGAUUGGACUUUAGGUGGCGCUCUUUACAUUUUUAAUAGUGGCUCAUUCAGGGUAUAGUUUGGAGAAGUAUCUGUUAAAGAUAUUUUUUACCCAUUUGAAUUUUUCUGCACCAGAUAAUCAAGAUAUGAUCAUGUUAUAUAUAAAAAAUUUCAGACUAUAUUAUUCAUUUGGUUUAUGUAAAUUAUAUGAUGCUUUCAAUGUAAUUAAAAAAACAAAAUUUUUGAUCAUGUAUUUGUGAAUUGGUUCAUAAAAGUGAAAGGUGAGCUGCGGAAAAUUUACUUCCUCCAUCACCUGUCCUCUACCUAUUUGCCUGCUUAAGUGUACAAAUUUAUAAAUAGAAAUUGUUGAUUGUAUUAACUAGAAACGUAUUUUGUGAUAUUUUGCUUUAUUAUUAACUUGAACAUAACAAACUAUUGUAAAAUUAGUGAUAGAGAAUAGUUUAUUCUUGCCAUAUUUUUGAUAUGAAUUUUACAUGUUUUUUUCCCCUAAUAUUUAAGCUAACAAAAUUGUUCAACAAAAGAGAAUGUGCUGCGAAGUUAUAACAAUAAAUAAUUAAUUAUGAUAAUUACAAUAAAUUAACCAUACACCUUGUUCCUCUGUGAAAUUAGUAGCGUGAUAUAGUAUAAUACUAAAAAUGAUGAAAAUAUUUACACAUACAUCUUAUAUAUAGUUUAUUAAAAUGUGUGAAAAAAUUAAUUCAAUAACAAAUAUGAAAAUAUAGAAAUCUUCGGGUUAAUAGA
Messenger RNA from Anneissia japonica, 8633 nucleotides. RefSeq names its product SH3 and multiple ankyrin repeat domains protein 3-like. Lineage: Eukaryota; Metazoa; Echinodermata; Crinoidea; Comatulida; Comatulidae. Gene Ontology annotation, molecular function: ionotropic glutamate receptor binding; synaptic receptor adaptor activity. Bases 1927 to 6738 code for a protein of 1603 amino acids. Gene Ontology annotation, cellular component: postsynaptic density; postsynaptic membrane; dendritic spine. The record is from RefSeq and is a predicted model, not a curated record. The transcript has 21 exons.